Molecule: messenger RNA, 870 nt
Organism: Plasmodium cynomolgi strain B
Lineage: Eukaryota; Apicomplexa; Aconoidasida; Haemosporida; Plasmodiidae
Exons: 3
Coding region: 1-870 (289 amino acids)
Source: RefSeq, a predicted model, not a curated record
AUGGCCACACUGCCCAGCUGGGUCAUCACCAUACUUUUGCUGUUCUAUUUGCACAAUAAAAUAGUUACUCUGAAUUGCCUAAAGUGUGCAGAUGAUCACAAGUGCAAAAACGACUGUUACAUUUUGGAUGAUGAUAAACAGUUAUGCUUGUGCAAUGCUGAUGAGAAGGGGGUGCAUUGCACGGAGAAAUGGAAUAUGUGCGAGAAGGACUGUAACAUUCGCGGGAUGGACCAACCAUGCUCUAUUGCCUUAUGCAGACGGGGAAAGUGCAUACCGAUUGACAAGAAGCCCUAUUACACAUGCGAGUGCGGAGACUUCUACACGGGGAAGAACUGCGAAAUUGAAAACAAUCCGUGUUCAUCGGCAGAAACGAAUCCUUGCCUGAACGGUACAUGUCUUUUUAUCGCUAAACUGAACAGAGUUAUUUGCAAGUGUCACAAUGGAUGGACUCAAAAGGAUAAGCAAAGUUCUUCCAUGCUUAAUUGGGGGACAGAAACUGUCGAGGUGCCUCCCCCCUGCGAUGGUAAGUGCAGACGUGCCGAGGUGCAAACGUGCAGAAGUGCAGGAAUGUCAAUGAGAAGCCUCUCCCCUGCACGUAUACCCCUCCGCGUGUACUCGCGCGGGUUGGCAUUGCUUUUGGCAUGCUGCGCAAUUUCACCCUUCCCCUUUUUGCACUUCGCAGUACAAAUCACGAGGGGGCUCAGCAAGUACGUGGUUUACCACACACCGGCGGCGUACGCCAUGUGGUGGCUAAUUUACGUGAUCAGCGUCCUGGUGUUAUUCCUCUGCUGCUGCAACGUGUGCUUCGACUUCUUCUCCAGCUCCGUGUUGAGUUUUUUUACGUUAUUCGGCCAGAAGAAAAAGGACUGA